Molecule: messenger RNA, 2293 nt
Organism: Baudoinia panamericana UAMH 10762
Lineage: Eukaryota; Fungi; Ascomycota; Dothideomycetes; Mycosphaerellales; Teratosphaeriaceae
Product: glycosyltransferase family 90 protein
Exons: 1
Coding region: 210-2228 (672 amino acids)
Source: RefSeq, a predicted model, not a curated record
AAAGACUUCAUGCGCAGCAGAUGCGAGUGCAAAGGCAUAAGCAUCGCACUAAUAAAUUCCAGUAUGAUCUACGAUUGGUGUUGUUGUGGCCAUGAUGCGGCGACUUCAACAGUAGGCUCUGUUGGCGACUGGUAGCUAAGCGACACUUCACUACUGUCAGAUCUCCUUUCCAUUGCGUUCGACUAGCGAAUGCAUUCAAACGCCUCGCUAUGGCCUUCUUGGUAUCCGCACCAUCCGUAAGGAAUCGAUGGACGCAACUCAUUAUCGCCGCGAUCUUGUUUGUGGCGACCGUCCUAUACUUCACACCAGCAUUGGAAGCUGUCAAGCGCAUCAAUGCCCCCGGCUUGCAGUCUCCUUGGCAAGAUGAUUCGACCUCCACCCCUUUAUCGAAUGAGGAGGGUGUUAGACCGACGCGGGAUUACCACCCUAUCGACCGCCUCAUCGACGAAGGGAACCGGACCGCGCAGGUCUUGCUUGCUCGGGAGACGCAUUCACUACAUGAGGCAGCGCAAGCGUAUAGAGAACGGCGCGGACGUCAACCACCACCGCUCUUCGAUGCUUGGUUCAGAUUUGCCCAGAACAAGUCGGCGGUCAUAGUAGAGGAGUUCUUCGACCAGAUCUAUGAUGACCUUGCACCUUUUUGGGGCGUGCCUGCAAAGCAGAUCCGCGAGCAGGCGCACGGCUUUAUUCAUCGUAUAAGCGUGCGCAAUGGCAAUGUGACGCAGCGUACCGAUAUACCACAGAGGGCAUGGAUGGAUUUGUGGCAGAACAUGACUCAGACAAUUGCAGAGUGGUUGCCGGACGUCGACAUGCCAAUCAAUGUAAUGGAUGAGAGCCGAGUUGUGGUGCCAUGGGAGGAGAUCGAUGGAUAUAUGUACAAGGAGCGCUCUACCCGGCACAUUGUCCCUUCAGACGAACUCAAGACCAGCUUCGACAGCCUGCGAGCGCUAGACCGGAACCCGCCAGCAGCAUUCGAACCAGAGUUCCAGGGUAUGGGACCUUACUGGCCGCUUGCGGUUGUUGGUUGCCCGCCGACCAGCCCAGCACGUAAAGCAUAUAUCCAGACGGACUUCUCCACGCCGCCGCCUAUAUCUGGUGGCCGCCCAGAAGGCUCGUACGAGGGAUAUGUCUCUAACUGGACGCUUGCGGGGAGUCCUUGUGACGACGCUGCGAUACAAGGUAUCCAUGGUACUUUUGUGGAGCCGAUCUCGAUUUCAACUACGAAGACGUUCUUUCCACUAUUUGGCGGAAGUAAACUUCCCAUGAACAAUGAGAUUCUUCUACCGCCUGCAAUGUACUGGACGGAUGAUCCUUUCUACAGUGGCGGUGCGGAGCACGGUCAGAAGUGGGAGAAUAAGAAAAACAAGCUGAUCUGGCGCGGUGCCGCAAGUGGUGGCCGCAACAGAGAGGAGAAUUGGAGACGCUUCCAACGUCACCGCUUCGUGAGCAUGGUUAACUCAACGUCCGUGCGCUUGGCAGAGACCGGUGAGCAAUUGCCGCAGAACUACGUGCUCCCCGCGAACGAUAGCUACGAACUCGCCGCGUAUCCAAAUGCGCGGUACAUUAAGUCGAAGAGCCCGCUGGCGUAUUGGGUCGGCGAGUGGUCGAACGCAGCCUUCGUUCACCUACUCUGCUUUCCGGAGCCGGCCGACAACCCGCAACACUGCCCAUACACCGAUCAUUACUUCAGCGUCGAAAAGUUGAUGCCAAUGUCCGAGCAGUACGCGUACAAGUAUCUACCAGACCUUGACGGCAACAGCUUCUCUGGCCGCUAUCGUGCAUUCCUGUUCAGCACCUCGUUACCCAUCAAGGCCACGAUCUACAAAGAAUGGCAUGACUCGAGACUGGUGCCCUGGAAGCAUUUCGUGCCCAUGGAUAAUACUUUCAGUGACAUCUAUGGCAUUAUGGAGUAUUUCGUCGGUAAUGGCAAAGCUGGCGUGGCGGGCCAUGACGAUGCCGCCAGAGACAUUGCCCUGGGUGGCAAAGAGUGGGCAGAGAAGGUUUUGAGAAUGGAGGACAUGCAGAUCUAUCUCUUCAGGUUACUGUUAGAGUAUGCCAGGAUAUGUGACGAUGACCGCGAGCGCAUGGGUUGGAGAGAAGUACAACAAGAGAGCGCUAAGGGUUUAGCCGUAACCGUGGACGCAGAACAGGAGGACCCUGGCGAGCCCACUCAAGAUGAGGGAGAUGGGGUAGCCUACCAAAAGGAAGGCGACAAUGGUGUUGGAUAGUUACAGAGUCUAAUAAAGUGUCUCGUUUCUCCUAUACUCCAUGUCGCAGUCACGUGACGUUAAGC